AUGCAUGCUAUACUUUUAAUAUGCCUUCUAUUUCUAAAAGCGGCGUGGCUGUUGAAUCUGAACAGAUUUUCGCCAAAGGAGCACGAGGUCGAAAUCGAGCUGAUUAACUGUAAGGGGCUAGAAAUGUGUGGCGGAGGCGUUUUCGUGCAAGGCAUCAAGGGGUAUUGCAACAGAAACAGACAAAAAUACUCGUCUUCCCCAGUGGCGAAGAUCCCCGUAUAUCUAAGCCCCGCAAGCUUUGAAAGAGAUUUUUUAGAGCUUUUGAAACCCCAUCUCGAGAAAAAUCGCAGCCCGCUCUUUCAUAUGUCCCAAGUCACGGGGGUUUUAGAGAACGCAGACAAACUAACCGGGGAACUCAACAAAGACACAAUGGGCCACUACAUGGGCCUUCUGCAGCUAAAGGAGGCGGUUUCUAAAAUUACGCGCACGCAUCUUCUUAUAACAGAAUACUCCCCCACGCAUCUACGCGGCAUAUUUUCCCUUCUCCACGCCAUGCAGCUUGACAUGUUUAUUUUGGUGAUGUGCAAGAACAGCAGCGAAGUCGCGCAGAUUGUCAUGUCAAAGGAAGCCGAAAAAGCAUUCUACAUUGCAGUGGCCAUACCGUACAUAAACGGGCUGCUGUCUGUAAUGGAACUUAAAAAAAGAAGUCCCAGCAGCCACAUGAAGCUGUAUCUAAGCUACUGCCACAACACCCACUACAUUCUGGAAAUUAUAGCGAUACUCUGCAUCAUGGGAACUCUAGGCUUCGCUGGGUGCGUGCUGUACUUUUUUUGGGUGUGUUCAGCGCCCAGAAGGCGCGCUCGAGAAAGAAUAAAGCCCUCCAAGCUGCAGCUCAUUCCAGUCAUGCGGUACUCAAAACUUGCGGAAAGAGCCGAGCUGGAGGCUUCGAGCAAAGAGUGCAUGAUAUGCCUUGAGGCAUUCGAGCCAGACUCUGUCUGCCGGAUGCUCCCGUGCAAGCACUUCUACCACAAACAGUGCAUCGACACUUGGCUGGUCAAGUAUGUAAACCGGUGUCCGUAUUGCCAGGCGAGGCCCAACCCAAAUCAAAUUCUCAGCCCGGGCUGA
Messenger RNA from Nematocida major, 1065 nucleotides. RefSeq lists its product as uncharacterized. The record is from RefSeq and is a predicted model, not a curated record. Bases 1 to 1065 code for a protein of 354 amino acids. The transcript has a single exon. Lineage: Eukaryota; Fungi; Microsporidia.